Messenger RNA from Penaeus vannamei (Pacific white shrimp), 3092 nucleotides. NCBI's taxonomy places the organism in Eukaryota, Metazoa, Arthropoda, Malacostraca, Decapoda, Penaeidae. The record is from RefSeq and is a predicted model, not a curated record.
GAAGGUGAAGACACUCAGUCGAUGAAAAAAUCCCUUGGAAAAGUAAUACAAGAGAGUAAAGGAGACGUGAUAGAGUAACACAAGUAGUAACGGAGAUUUCUUGACGUAGUAGCACAGGGAGUAACGGAGACAUAACGCAGCGAGUAAAGGUACUUUGGAAAAUAAUAUAAGUAACGUCGAUUUCACAGCAGAGAUACCCAAGGAGUAACGGGGUCUUUGUGACAGAGUGUUGGUGCUUCGAAGUCCUCAAGGGUGAGAUCCUGAAGAGGAGAUUCAUGCAGAGCCUCUUGCAAUUCUUUCCGAAGCGGGGGGAGGACGGCAAGAUGGCGACGGUGCCGAAGGGGAGGCUCAGAAAGUUCACGUCGGCGAGGACCAGAGACAUCCUGCGCAAGUCGGUGAAGGUGGCGGUGCUCACGCUGCUGGUGGUGCUGUGCUACCGGUGGAACCAGAGGAGGAGGUUCGCCCUCGACGCGGUCGCCAGGGACGAGAGAAUGCUGAACGCCGAGCGCCAGGUGGAGGGCCUGAGGGUGCUGGAGGUGAGCCGCAUCGAGGACGAGGACCCGAUGUCAGUGUACGACCAGAUCAUGGACCCCCUGCCUCGCGAGGGGAUUCGAACCGGCGAUGCGGUGAAGGCGGACGAGGCCAGGGCGGCCCCGAAUCCUGGCGAGGCGCCGGUCUCCGAGAAGCGACCCGAUGGCGAGGGAGCCGACGAAAAGUCCGAUAAAAAUGAAAUAACCGACACGGAGAAGAAAGAGGAAUCCGAUAAUCUAUGGGAUGCCGCGGAGAAGGAGACCGGUAAAGAGACGAAAGAAAAGAAGGAAGAAAGCGACGAUGUUGCCGCCGCCAAAGACCCGAAUCCUCCAGAAGAAAACAAAGUACCGAACGCCAUCUCCGAAACAGUGGAGGAAGAACCCGAAAAGAAGACCGAUUCAGCCGCCGAGGAAAUAGACAACACAAAGAACACGGAAUCCCUUCCCCAAGAACCACCAAGACCCGCCAGCCCCGCCUCGAACAGCCUCGGCGCGUUCGAAAAGGCGCCGUCCGAACCCCGCGAAGCUCCGAACGAACCCGCGAACGAAUCCUUGGCCGUCGACGGCAUCGAGGGCACGAUCGGCAAGCUCAAGGACGCCAUCGGAGGAAUCAAGAUGAAAUUAGACGAGAUGAGACCGUCUUCCAAGAUGUAUAACCGAGGCUACGAGAACCAACCGCAGGCGCCGGCGGUGGUGGGUCCUGGUUCGCCGUCGACCGCGAGGGAACUGGAGCGUCCGAAGCGAGACCCGGCUGAUGGAGACUCGGCGGGAAGGUUUGCACGGGAGGAAGACGAUCUGAUUUUCGGACGACGAGAAGCGGGGAAGGAGCGGCGACAGAGACUGGUGAGUCCCUGGGGAUGGACGUGCGUGGGCGGGAGGUGCGUGAAACAAGAGAGGGGCGGUGGGCGUGAUCUUUCGAGUCUCAGCGUCUGCAGACUCACCUGUGGUCCGCAUGGCUCGCUCUGGCCACGCCCCACGCUUGUGACGAGGAUAGGAGAAAGUACAAUAAGAUUCCUCUUUAAGCAUUUGACAGUGGAUACUAUCAAAGCUCACGGCGACGGGGAGAGCCUGGUACAAAAAGCUUUCGACAUCUUUGUGAACAACUUGGCGAAAGAACACGGCAACGAAGAGGCAGCGGGUCAUAUUCCCCCGGAGAUAUUUGAACAGAAGGUCAAAGUGAGCAUCGUGGUGAGCGGCGCCGACACGAGACUCACCCUCGAGACUCCCGAAGCCUACACCCUCGAUGUGGUCACGCAAGAUCAGGUCACCAAGGUCAACGUCUCUUCGCUGAGCGUCUUCGGUGCUCGCCAUGGGCUGGAGACGCUCUCGCAGCUCAUAGCCUUUGAUGAGGACGAGGGAGCCUUCUGCAUUGCAUCGCCCGUGACUCUGACUGACGCGCCAGCCUUCAAGUACCGCGGAUCCUCCUGGAACCUCGAGAGACUUCUUNCGAGUCAUCCCAGAUCUGGACGACCAAGACACGGACCACCCAAGCGGUCAUUCAGGGAGCUGCUCGAGGCCAAGUUCCGCGUCAUCUUCUCCAACUACGACCACUGGUACCUGGACUGCGGCUUCGGCGGCUGGGUCAACGAGGGCAACAACUGGUGCAGCCCCUACAAGGGAUGGCAGAAGGUCUACGACAACAGCCCGCACGCCAUCGCCACUGACCUGACCGGCGCCGCUCACGAGGACCUCAUCCUGGGCGGCGAGGCGGCGCUGUGGGGCGAGCAGGUCGACGACAUGACGCUCGACUCGAGGCUGUGGCCGCGUGGAGCCGCCCUCGCCGAGCGCCUGUGGACGAACCCGAGCCACGACUGGUCCCCGGCUGCCUCUCGCCUCGUGCACCACCGUCAGCGUCUGGUGGCGAGGGGCGUCAGGGCCGACCGCGUCCAGCCGGAGUGGUGCCAUCAGAACGAGGGGCACUGUUAUUAAGGGAAAUUUAGGGAUAGGGGGAAAGGGAGUUUAAGAAAGGGAGGAAGGAAAGGGGGAGGGGGAGGAAUAGGUGAAAGGGGAAUAAAGGGAAACGAAGAAUAAGAGGAGGAGAAGAAAAGAGAUAUGGAGAAGACACAAAUUACAAAACAGAAUAGCCAACUGCAUUUUUUAGAUCUAUUAUAAAUAGAUCUCUCCCAUACCACAUAAUAAAAUAAAAUGCCCUUUAAUUUUCCAAAAUCUAUAAAUACAUAAAUCAAUAGAAUUGUAGUUUUGAAAUAACAGAUUGCGCACAUUCAAACAACAACAACAACAACAACAAAAACAGGAACAGCAUCAAUACAUGAUAUAAAACAGUAUAUAAAAAUCAAUCAUAACAGACUAUUUAUAGUUUCAACAAGCAUUUAACAAUAACCAAAAGACUCGUUAUCAAAACAAUCGAUUCAUUAAAGACCAAACAGCUUUUUAACUCUCUGGAUUGUGUUUUUUUUUAAAGAUAGGAUUAUAUCAAUUAUCAGUUUCCUUCCUGUUAUUAUUUAUUUGUUGUGAUUUGUUUGUCAUGUAUGAUUCUUUGUUUUUUUUAAGAGUGGUUCCUUUUAAUUUGUUCUUAAUCUUGUCGAACAAUAAAAAUAUAAA